This is a messenger RNA of Scleropages formosus (Asian bonytongue), 2105 nucleotides long. It is a transcript of the gene slu7, whose product is annotated as SLU7 homolog, splicing factor. Gene Ontology annotation, molecular function: pre-mRNA 3'-splice site binding. The coding region runs from base 139 to 1899 and encodes 586 amino acids. The transcript has 16 exons. NCBI's taxonomy places the organism in Eukaryota, Metazoa, Chordata, Actinopteri, Osteoglossiformes, Osteoglossidae. Gene Ontology annotation, biological process: mRNA splicing, via spliceosome. Gene Ontology annotation, cellular component: spliceosomal complex. The record is from RefSeq and is a predicted model, not a curated record.
CACACAUUACGUAUAGUGGUGCAACGGAAACAGCAGUGCGGCUAACCAGGUUGUAAACACGACGUGACGAGUGAACCGAAUUGCGACUUUAUAUUGUUUUUUGAACAAGUGUGUGGAGGUGAGCGGUGAGAGUAAGAAAUGCGGGAGCCGAGCGCUGAAGAAACGGAAGGCCAGGCCUCCAAUGGGGUGGUGGGCCUGGAGGAGCCUAAGAAGAUGACCAGGGAGGACUGGAGGAAGAAGAAGGAGUUGGAAGAGCAGAGGAAGCUGGGAAAUGCCCCAGCUGAGGUGGAUGAAGAGGGCAAGGACAUCAACCCCCACAUUCCUCAAUACAUUGCAUCUGUCCCCUGGUAUAUUGAUCCCACAAAGAGACCCACUCUCAAGCACCAGAGGCCCCAAGCAGAGAAACAGGCGCAAUAUGCUCCUAUUGGGGAUUGGUACAGGAGAGGGGUGCAGGAGAACUUUCUCAGCACUAAAUUUCGAAAGGGUGCAUGUGAGAACUGUGGGGCCAUGACUCACAAAAAGAAAGACUGUCUUGAGCGGCCAAGAAAGGUGGGGGCUAAGUAUACAGGCACAGAUAUUGCUGCAGAUGAGCACGAGCAGAUACAGCUGUCUUUAGACUACGAUGGGAAGCGGGAUCGCUGGAAUGGGUAUGAUCCAGAAGAACACAUGCGGAUAGUGGAAGAGUACUCCAAAGUUGACUUGGCAAAACGCACUCUGAAAGCACAAAAAUUACAGGAGGAGCUAGCUUCUGGGAAACUCAUGGACCAAGUAACAUCUUCUAAGAAGCAGUGGGAUGAGGAUGAGCACGGCUCACAGCAGGAGCGGGAGCACAACAGUGAAGACGAGGAUGAAGACAAGUAUGCUGAUGAUAUUGACAUGCCUGGGCAAAACUUUGACUCCAAAAGACGCAUUACUGUCAGAAAUCUGCGGAUCAGAGAGGACACUGCCAAGUAUUUAAGGAAUCUGGAUCCCAACUCAGCAUACUAUGACCCAAAAACCCGUGCCAUGAGAGAAAAUCCAUAUGCCAACACAGGCAAAAUCCCAGAGGAAGUGGGAUAUGCAGGUGACAACUUUGUACGGUAUACUGGGGACACAAUCACCAUGGCCCAGACACAGUUGUUUGCCUGGGAGGCCUAUGAGAGAGGUUCUGAUGUCCACUUGCAAGCGGACCCAACCAAACUGGAACUGCUGCACCAGUCCUUCAAAGUCAAGAAGGAGGAUUUCAAGAAAGAACAGAAAGAGAGCAUCCUUGAGAAGUAUGGGGGUCAGGAGCACUUAGAUGCCCCUCCUCGAGAGCUUUUACUGGCCCAGACAGAGGACUAUGUGGAGUACUCUCGGCACGGAGCAGUAAUCAAGGGUCUGAAGAAGGCAGUGGCAUGCUCCAAAUACGAGGAAGAUGUUCUCAUCAAUAAUCACACUUGUAUCUGGGGUUCGUACUGGAGAGAAGGUCGCUGGGGUUACAAAUGCUGCUAUUCAAUGGUAAAACAGAGCUACUGCACUGGAGAGGCAGGCAUUAAAACAGUGGGCUCUACUUGUACUCCGUUUGAAGAGGGGUUAGAGGAGUUGGAAAACCAGGAGGAACCAAAAACUUUAUUGGAGUUACACCAGGAAAAAAUGAAAGAGAAAAAGAAGAAAAAGAAAAACAAAAAGCACAAGAAGCAGGACUCAGACAGCAGUGAUGAGGAAGAUGAGGCCAAGAAAAAGGAGAAGCUGAAGAAGGCCCUCAGUGCAGAGGAGCAGCGCCUGAAACAAGUUGCUGAGCUGAUGCAGAUAGAUGAGCGCAAGCGGCCCUACAACAGCCUGAAGGAGGUGAAGGAGCCCACUGAAGAGGAGAUGGAGGCAUUCCGCAUGAAGCGCAGCCGCCCCGAUGACCCAAUGGCAUCCUUCCUGGGCCAGUGACCACAACAAUCUUUGUGAAUUAUUUUCCCAGUUUUUAAUUUUCUCCUUUGUAGAAUCAUCCUGUCUGCAACCUUUUCCACCCCUCAAUUUGUUUGUGACUUGGGCUGAGUCAAUAAAGCUUUUCUGGUAUUUAAUAGAUUUUUCUCCUUUGGGUCUGUCAGAAUUUCUGUAAAUGUUUUAAUAUGGAACAUUAUUAAAGGCCAGAU